AUGGCUGCCGAACAGGAACUAAAACCAGAACAUUCACGGGUAUUAGAUUGGAUUCUCGCCGCAGCGGACAUCGAUCCUAAUCAUAACGGAUACGAAAGUGUCCAGUUUUCGUCCCAGCACAAGAUUCCCACUACACCUUCACGAGCGUUGAACCGUCUUCGAAUUACAGGCACCCCUGGCAGUUCUCACAAAAGGAAGCGGUCCACAACUGGGACUGGAACCACAAAUCCCGAUGGCGAACAAUCAGUAACGAAGAGACAAUCCCGGGCAUCAAAAGGAACAGAAUUCGAUGCUGGCGAGCAUCUGUACCCUGCAGACAGUGUAUCACAGCUGGAGGAAGAUAUCAACACGCCCCAAUCAUCCAGUCGGACCAAUACAUACAAAACUGCUGCUUCAUCAGGGACACCAAAAUUGGGCAAACUGGGAGUACUUAAACAAAGUACCCCGAAUUUUACAUUUUUGGGUACCUCUGGGAGGGCGGGUUUAGCUGUAAAUGCCGAUAAGGAGAAGGUCCCUGGCGACUUACAAGGAAUUAUCCGUAACUUACGGGCUUCGUUUAGUCUUGUUGGAAUGCUAUGUCCUUGUGUUCAGGGAAUCCUGGCUGAACAGUGGCCCUUUGAACCUUGGGUCGGAGGUACUUUCUCCAGAAAACGAUGUAGCAAUAAACGGAGGCAUGCUCAAGAAGUUGAAUUUGCAAUUCAAGUAACACAGCGGGCAGAAAAUCUACAAUCGAAGCUAACCGAAGAAACCGGAUGGUUGACAAUAACACAAAAUAUUUUGGAAUUCGUUUCUGGACCUGCGCAGGAAUACCACCCUGUGACAGUUGAGCCAGUAACAACAAUAGAUAUGAAUCGGGACAUGCUUCCAGCCGCUAAGAGCACUUCUACCCGUUUGUACUCUCGGCUCCUUGCGGUCGAACCGAGAGGUCCAAGAUCAGUCCCAUUGGUCUCACCAGGACUCUUUCCAGUACGGGCAGAUAUCGCCGUCAAUGUGAAUCUAGAAAACUCGGAUGUAGAAUCGACCAGCAAGAAAAUAACCCACACGUUCGGUGGAUACCCAACACCAUUCACACGUGCCGCCUUUUCACCGAUACUAACUGUUUCAUGCAAAUCACAAGAUGGAAACGGCCUGGAGGCCGAAUUGAAAUCCAUAUUAUGUGCCAGCGCGCUUCUGGAAUCAUGGCAAAAGCUCGGGACUCCCAAAUCUAUGAGCAAAUUCGACCCCUAUGCGCAUUCAGCGUCCGAAAGAUAUCCUUGUAGGCGAAGGCCUAUUACUGUGAAUGGUGUGCCGACAGUCGAAGAAGUUGGUCUAGACCAUGUAUUCGCGCUACAGGUCCUUUCCUACAUGUGGUCAUUCAGUGUAGUCUUUACCGAACCGGCAGACCGGGCUGAUAAAACCACACCUCAACCCCGGACAGUAUUAGGCCCCUUCCAUAUCGGGGAUAUUAGAACUCCAACAGGUGUAUAUGCAGUCCUUCGGUUCCUGGACAAGCUAUUCGAAUACAAAAUCUCAGUCUGGCUACCUGGAAUGCUGGAACGAGAGGUCUCUUAA
Orbilia oligospora ATCC 24927 is the source of this 1551-nucleotide messenger RNA. RefSeq lists its product as uncharacterized. The coding region runs from base 1 to 1551 and encodes 516 amino acids. NCBI's taxonomy places the organism in Eukaryota, Fungi, Ascomycota, Orbiliomycetes, Orbiliales, Orbiliaceae. The transcript has 3 exons. The record is from RefSeq and is a predicted model, not a curated record.